UAGUAUUAUAUAUUAUACUAUACAAAAUCUGAUCUGAUCUGAUCUGAUCUGAUCACCACUCAUCGAUCUUUGCCAUCUGCCCCAAUCUCCUCUUCAUCAAUUCCCAAUUCCAAUUAACCCAAAUUUUAAGAGAAAAAAAAUAAACAAAGAGAAAGCAAAGAUGAACGAUGCAGAUGUAUCAAAGCAGAUUCAGCAGAUGGUUAGAUUCAUCCGCCAAGAAGCCGAGGAAAAAGCCAACGAGAUCUCCGUUUCCGCUGAAGAAGAAUUCAACAUUGAGAAGUUGCAAUUAGUGGAGGCCGAGAAAAAGAAGAUCCGGCAAGAGUAUGAGCGUAAACAGAAACAAGUCGAAGUUCGUAAGAAAAUUGAAUAUUCCAUGCAGCUCAAUGCUUCUCGUAUCAAGGUUCUUCAAGCACAGGAUGACUUGGUUACUGCCAUGAGAGAGACAGCAUCAAAGGAUCUUUUGAAUGUCAGCCAUCAGAAGUUUCAACACCAUCAUAACUAUGAAGGACUGAUGAAAUCUCUCAUUGUCCAGGGUUUGCUGAGACUUAAAGAACCAUCUGUGUUAUUGCGUUGCCGGAAAGAAGAUGAGCAUGUUGUCCACUCUGUUUUGCAUGCAGCAAAGGCAGAAUAUGCAGGGAAAACACAUGUUCAUGAACCCGAGAUCAUAGUGGACACGAUACACCUUCCAUCUGCCCCUUCCCAUAAGGAUCCUCAUGCUCUUUCUUGCUCCGGAGGUGUAGUUUUGGCUUCCCGGGAUGGUAAAAUUGUGUUUGAAAACACACUUGAUGCUCGUUUGGAUGUUAUAUUCCGUGGGAAACUUCCAGAGAUCCGCAGGCUAUUGUUUAGCCAGGUAGCUGCAUAAUUGGUGAUAUUGUGCAUCAAUCUAUUCAUUCCAAGUUUGUCGGCAUUUAUGAGAGGAAUCAGCGUUGGAUGGUUGUCAGUAUAAUUUGUGUUUAAAUAUUUAUGUCAUUGUAAGUCUGCUUAGUAGACAUGCCGCGGCCAUGGCAAAAGACAGCAUCCCAUUUGUUUGAAUAAAGAAAAUGUUGCAUGUUAUAUCCUAUAUUCCUAUGUAUUCUUUUGUUAAGAGGCUUCGUCACUUUUGACCCUUUUUGCUCGUGAAAAUGUAAUCUUUAAACCUUCUUUGGACCUUA
This is a messenger RNA of Erigeron canadensis, 1151 nucleotides long. Its product is annotated as V-type proton ATPase subunit E-like. Bases 161 to 862 code for a protein of 233 amino acids. Gene Ontology annotation, cellular component: proton-transporting two-sector ATPase complex, catalytic domain. Lineage: Eukaryota; Viridiplantae; Streptophyta; Magnoliopsida; Asterales; Asteraceae. The record is from RefSeq and is a predicted model, not a curated record. Gene Ontology annotation, biological process: proton transmembrane transport. The transcript has 6 exons. Gene Ontology annotation, molecular function: proton-transporting ATPase activity, rotational mechanism.